CGGGGGCCGCAGGUCCCAGAAGGUGGCGACUUUCCUGGGCCUGUGGCGCCUUGGCGCAGGUGGAGAGGUCAGGCUGGAGGGGGCUUCGGCCUCCGGCGUUGGGAAAUGGCGGCGGGGGUCAGAAUAGAAGACGGUUCCUUGGACAUUAUCCAGAGUAUUGAAGAGGACCCACUUCUGGAUGCCAAGCUUCUCCCGCAUCACUCAUUACAAGCUCAUUUUAGACCCAGAUUCCACCCUCUUCCUACAGUCAUCAUAGCAAAUCUUCUUCUGUUUAUCCAUGUUGUGUUUGUUAUUUUAGCGUUCUUGACAGGUGUGCUUUGUUCUUACCCUGACCCAAACGAGGACAAGUGCCCUGGAAACUACACCAACCCACUGAAAGUCCAGACAGUCAUAAUCCUAGGAAAAGUCAUUUUGUGGAUUCUGCACUUACUUCUGGAACGCUACAUUCAGUAUCACCACAGCAAAGUGAGAAACCGUGGCUAUAACCAGAUCUACCGAGCCACAAGGCAUCUGAAGAGCCUCGCCCUGGUGACACACUCCACCGGAAACACGAUGCUCCUCCUCAUACUGUGCAUGCAGCAUUCUUUCCCUGAGCCCAGCAGGUUGUACCUUGACCUCAUUCUGGCCAUCCUGGCCCUGGAACUGCUCUGCUCCCUGACCUGUCUGCUCAUUUAUGCAGUGAAAAUUAGAAAAUUUAAUAGAGCCAAACCACAGCCUGAUGUACUUGAAGAAGAAAAAAUCUAUGCUUACCACAGCAAUAUUACCUCGGAAACCGGAUUAAGGACUAUUUCAAGCCUAGAAGAAAUUGUUGAAAAGCAAGGAGACAUAAUAGUGUACUUGAAGCGACACAAUGCCCUGUUGAGUAAGCGGCUGUUGGCACUCACUUGCUCAGACCUAGCCUCUCAGCCAAGUAGGACAUGAGAGGCUCACAGGCGUGAUCAUGGCUGAAGAGUUCAGAGCAACCUCAGACUGAAGGACGGCCUGUCCUGCUGCCCUAGGGAACCACAGCCCUUGCUGAAAAACAUUGUGUAGUGUGUUGGAAACUUGAACUUGGUUCUCACCUGUGUGGCUGUUUAGUAGAUGGGGCUUAUGGAUCAUUUGAAAGGUACUUUGUAGAAGUACUUUGCUAACUUGAGAAGAAUGUCUGUUUUGUACAUUUUUAAAUAAUUGAACUUCUUGGUUUUUCCUAGGAUCGAAGGUACAGUUCAAUUAUCCCAUGGCCAACAGUUUUUCUACUUGAUAUUAGAUCCCUCUAAUAGCUGGGGAUGUAGCUCAGCAGUAGGGCAUGUGUUUAGCAUGCACAAGCCCCUGGUUCAAUCCACAGCAACACCCCCACUGCUCCCCCCCCAAAAGCCCUGUGAUAAUAUGGCUAUUUGUAAAGUAAAACUGACAUAAUUUAUUUUAAACAGGGGUUUUAAAUAAGUUCUUUCUUUUGUGGAGUGGGAAAGUACUGGGGAUUAAACUUGGGUACUUUACCAAUAGGCUAUGUCCCCAGUCUUAUUUUAUUUUAAAUUUUGAGACAGGGUGUUAUGAAGUUGCUGAGGCUGGCCUUAAACUUGUAAUCCUCCUGCCUUAGCCUCCUAAGGCACUGGUAUUACAGGUGUGCACCACCACACCCCACAAGUUCUUCCAACUCUUAAGCUAAUGAAAGGAGUCAUUAUUUCUUAUGGUUAAUGUUUUUUCUCUGCAGACCCUUAUUGUGUAUUUUAUAUGCUCAUGUGAUAUUGAAUAACAAUACUCUUUUUUCACAUACUCUUUUUUCAUCCCCCCAGGCAAGCUCUCUACCACUGAGCUGCACCCCCAGCCCCCAUGCAGCUUUUAUAGAGAAUUUCUUCACUGUAGGACCAAGGCCUCACUGGGUGAUCAACAAUACAAAUUCUACAUUGUUCUGUUCUUCUGAAACAAGAUAGGAAAAUUACCUGGACCAGUGUGAGCCCAACCAGCAAUACCUGUUACCUUGGUAGUACCUUCCAUUGGCAAAAGCUGAAAAAUUUAAAGGAUUUAUGUCUUUCACUUUAUUUUUGCUCUUCUUCAAGAAGUUGCCGUGUAUUUCUGUACUAAUUAUCCUUUCAUUGGGUCAUUAAUUUCAGUAUAGAAAUGGAACCUUCUAUGAUUUUAAAUCUGUAUAAAUAGAAAAAAAGCACUUUAUUUAGACUUGGAUUAUAUGUAAAAAUUGUGAUGGGAAUAAAAUGUCAUAUCAGUUUCUAUACAGAUACUAAACAUACCUAGUUCUUGAUAUAAAAAGUAUUUUUGUGAGUAAAUGGAAUUAUUUCUCCAUUCUUCCUAGCGCACCCCUUUAAUUUAUCAAUUUGCUCGCAGUACCUCUACAUGCUGCCUUCGAUUUUUUUUGUUGUUGUUGAAGGCUCAGUAUGGGGGGAGGAGAUAUUUGUGAUUAUGCAGUGAUUAUGUGUAGUCAGUAGAUGAAUACUGUGACUUGACAGCUAUCCAUAGCUUUAUAGGAAUGUUUUGGAUGACCAGAUAGACGAGGAAUGUAUUCAUUGGAUCUGUUACAUAUGGAGAGCAGAUACCUGUUUCCUUUAGAUACAGCCAUUGCUGGGGCAUCUAAAAUUUUUCUAAGAUAAAUAUGAUUAUGUGUCACCUGCAGGUAAAUACAGUUGAAUCCUCAAAAUAGUGACAUUCACAAACUGAAGCCAAAUUGUAUUUUAAAAUUUAGAUUCUAAAUUCCCAGCCCGGUGUGAUGGCCCACGCCUGUAAUCCUAGCAGCUCAGGAUGCUGAAGCAGAAGGAUUGUGAAUUCAAAGCUAGCCUCAGCAACUUCGAGUCCUGAGCAACUCAAUGAGACCCUGUUUCUAAAUAAAAUAUAAAAAGGGCUGGGGAUGUAGCUCAAUGGUUAAGCACCCCUGGGUCCAAUACCAAAAAAAAAAAUUAAAUUUUAAGUUUCCUCCCUUUCCUUUCUUUUUAAUAGGUGUCUCAAAGCUAUUGCUUUCUCUGGAAAAUUGUUUCUACAUUUUGGAAGAGCCUAUAACCGUUGCAUCCAGUUGUUUUCCUUAAAACACCAGUGGUUUUGAGCCAGGCUUGGUGACACACACCCAUAAUCCCAGAGAUUCAGACACCUGAGGCAGGAGGAUCACAAGAUAAAGGCCAGACAACUUAGUGAGACCCUUUCUCAAAAUAAAUAAAAAGGACUGGGUAUGUAGCUCAGUGGUAAAGCACCCCAGGUUCCAUCCUUAGUAUGGGGGGAGGGGGGCAAUGGUGUACCCCACUGAACACAUUCUCAGCCUUUUUUAUUUAUUAUUUUGGGGCAGGGUCUCAUUGUCACCCAGGCAAGGCUUGAGCUUGUUACCUUCUAUCUCGAUCUCCUAAAUUGCUGGGAUUACAGGUGCAUGUCACUAUGCCUAGCUCCCAUCAGUAAUUUUAAAGAUAUAAUAUUUAUUUUAAAAUGCAGUUUGGAUAUAUUCAGUUUCUGAGAUGUACUUGAUGAACAUGGGUUUACAGGGAAAGGUAUGAUAAAGUUGGGAUGUUCGGGUCUGAUAUGAUAUCUGUAUAAUCACUAACACUUUUCUAAACUCAGUAAGGAACAUUUCAAACAGUAAACGAAAGUAAGUCUCAGUAAUAGCAGAAUGGGAAAAUGGACAAAACAAUAUAAAUGUUAGGGAUUCUAUUCAUCGGACUAGUUUUGUGCUAGCAUUGUGGAUACAAAAAAUUAAAACCUGGCUUGCAGUUUACAUUCUAAAGAAGGUAAUGAUUUCUAGGCUCUUCUAAAUGCAAUAAUUGCAGAAGCCCUGGAUAUAGGUGCACAGCUGGGUACAGUGGCACAGGCCUGUAAUCCCAGCUACCGGGCAGGCUGAGGCAGGAGAAUCACAAGUUGGAGGCCAGUUUCAGCGACUUCUUGAUACCUUGUCUCAAAACAGGCUGGGGAAUGAAGCUCAGUGGUAGAACACUCCUAAAUUCAGUGUCUGGUACUGAAGAAAAGAUAACUAUAGGAACACCGAGUCAGAGGAUACACUUGGGUGGUAGGUUUUAGGAAUUCCUGGCAAACUAAUAGUAAAGAAGCAAAGCAGAUAGCUACAAAAUACCACAAGCACAUUGUAUAGAAGGCGUUGUAUAGAACUUGAAACCGAGGGUCUUCAGAUCUUGGAGGCCUUGACCAUAUGCUGAGGAGCUUGCACUUAUUAUAUUGAUAAUAGGAUCCACUGAAAGAUUUCAAUCAAGGAAACGAUGUCACUUUUAGGGGGAUCUGAUUGUAGUUUGAAAUGGAGGAAAGAGGGUAGCAAAAAGAUAUAGCCCUGAACAAGGGCAGGUAUAAGAACAUUUAAUUGUGAUUAUAUAUGUGUAUAUGUAAAUAUAAAGAUGUACAUGUGUGAUCCAAAUGACAAUAGCAUCAUGACAUAAAGUUAAAAGCUUGUUAUUUUUUAAUGGAGACAUUGAAAAAUAUAAAGAAAAGCAAUGAUUCGAAAUUCUACCAAGUAUUUAUACCUAUUUGGACUGCUGUUUUUUUCCUACCCUAAUCAAUUGUGGCUGUUGUCAUUCUGUAAUCCCUGCCCAUUGGAUGGAAUAUUGUUUCAAAUUGCAUUUCUUCAAACAGUAAUGAAACUGAUGAUUUUUGCCAGAUUCUUUGGCCUUUUAUAAAUCUUCUAUGAUGUGUAUUAAAGUCUUCUGCUUAAUAUUC
Marmota monax (woodchuck) is the source of this 4629-nucleotide messenger RNA. RefSeq names its product transmembrane protein 192 (gene Tmem192). NCBI's taxonomy places the organism in Eukaryota, Metazoa, Chordata, Mammalia, Rodentia, Sciuridae. The coding region runs from base 106 to 921 and encodes 271 amino acids. The transcript has 6 exons. Gene Ontology annotation, cellular component: lysosomal membrane; late endosome. The record is from RefSeq and is a predicted model, not a curated record.